AUGCAGGAGUCUCCCAAUGGUAACAACCGCCCUAACUUACAAGCAGGGCUGCAUUCCAACUCGGUCUCAGGGGAUCUAGUGUUUCACAUACCAGCACCUCCCAUCCACAAUCCCAGCAUCUUCUGUGAUCACGCUCGCGCAGUGGAUCCAAUACCACCAUCUCCGAGACCCAUCACCACCGCUUUUGAGGGUGGGCUGAGUCAGUCAGGUCAGUCGAGCUUGGGUGCUUCCAGCUUGACUAAUCUUAACUACCAGCCCAUGUUACCUGAAAAAUUGGUAUUGAAGCGACUACUCGACUACAAGUACAAAAAAACUGCGAAGCAGACCAAGUUUCUCGACCCCAUGAUGAUAACAUUAUGCCCUCUGGCAUUGGCCCCAAUCAUCUUCUUACCAUUUCAAAUUGUGGAUAAGACGAAGAAAAACGCAUGGGAGUCUAUGAUGCGAUCAUUAUUUCAGGUCUCGUUGUUCCCUUCUCAACUUCAACUCCAUACAUUGGCGCAAGAAGCACUCAACAGUGUGGUGUCCGCCUCCAACAAUGACGAACUGGUGAAAUGGAAGCUUAGGAAGGAGGGCCAGUGCGAGAUCAGCAGGUUGAAGGGUGCCGUGAAAACCAUCUACAAUGGCUUCACGAUCAUCAAUCAACCACUUAUCACUGCCGCAUACCAGCUAUCACUCGACGUAUCUGUGGUUUUGGCCAUUGCGUCAUGCAUUACUCAAGCAACCACCCUACUUUCGAACUUCACAUUUUUGGAUGGAUUUAUGGAGCACCAGAUGGAAGAUGGACGACUUGAGCUAUUCGUCACCCCAUUUGCGAAUCAUGCGCUCACCGCAUUCCUCAAAUAUCUUCUUCACCAGCAACAACUCAUUCAAUAUGUAUCCUUUAGCACAGAAGGUUGGCCCUGUUGCCUCAAGAACACAAUCACAGUGGCGGGAACAUUUUGUGGCUGGGGGUUGAGGCGAUGCCUCAAGACUGGGUGGUUUGCGGAUGCCGAGUUCGACACCCCAGAUAAUGAAGCUUGUUAUGCAGCGAUGAUAUCGCGAAUUGACAACCUUGCCGGUAAUGAGAAGAUAUUUUCUCAUCAUAUACGCGUGAUUGAUGCGCCUUUUGUACCACAUCUUCGCUCCAUCACGAAUACGUCAUACUUCCCUACGGACGAGAUUGACCAAGCACCAGCUGAAGCCCUGGUAGCGGACUCUGCUGAUGCUCAAAAGGACCUUGCGUUCCUCGGAUGUACCUUCAAGCGAUUCACCAUCUAUGAUUGGGCAACAACCCGUUGCCUGUAUCCCUCCGAGUCUUACAAGACAGCCUCAGUAGCUGAACGUGUCCUUGAAUCUGACUUCAAUCAUGUGUGGGAGCCUGACAGGACAGUGAAACACCCAAGUGGCUUCAUUCCUCCAACUCCCGCCAACAAAUUCAAGUAUUCCGAUAGUGCCAGUCUUGAGCGGGGCCUCACAGGUGCUAUUAGCAGACAAUGCGCCUGUGAUGCUGGUAACACGAGCUCCACGAUCAUGAAGGGCCAUCGUUUGCACACCACUGCCGUUGUGCAUGCAAGUGAAGUAGCGCUUCCAACCUGUCUCGUGCAGCCUGUACCCGCUCCUGAGGUUGACUCUCAGGUUUCUUCGGGGCCCUCUGAAAAAUUGGCAAACUCAAUAUCCGCGAUGAAGUCAUGCUCACACCGCUCUACAAGGCUCAUCAAAACCAUGUUGAGCAAGGGCGGGAGGAAACGGAGAAAGAGACAGAGGUUUAGUCGAGGCCCCGGUGGGGAACGCAAGACGGACAUCGACUCGGACAAAGAGGAGGAGGAUGGGGAAGAAUUCUCGCUCAUUAAUAUUCGGCCCCGUGUGUUGGGUGCUGGAUACACCGAGAUUGGAGCAAAUGAUGCGAAGCUGCGGUUCAUUCGGGAGUAG
This is a messenger RNA of Suillus clintonianus, 1908 nucleotides long. RefSeq lists its product as uncharacterized. Lineage: Eukaryota; Fungi; Basidiomycota; Agaricomycetes; Boletales; Suillaceae. Bases 1 to 1908 code for a protein of 635 amino acids. The record is from RefSeq and is a predicted model, not a curated record. The transcript has 10 exons.